This is a messenger RNA of Juglans regia (Persian walnut), 2602 nucleotides long. Its product is annotated as beta-1,6-galactosyltransferase GALT29A-like. Gene Ontology annotation, molecular function: sialyltransferase activity. The record is from RefSeq and is a predicted model, not a curated record. The transcript has 2 exons. Lineage: Eukaryota; Viridiplantae; Streptophyta; Magnoliopsida; Fagales; Juglandaceae. The coding region runs from base 645 to 2066 and encodes 473 amino acids.
CUUCUGGUUGUCAGUGAGGUUGGAGGGGUUCUGUUCUGCACUCUAUUCCGAUGCAACCAUCUAACCUUCCCAAUCGACCUUUCUUAACCCUAAUGACCUUUACCAAUCCCUGUCUCAGCGACCAUCCGCAAGUCCGAACUCUGCUUCCAUUAUAUAUAGCUCCAACUCCAACUCCCACUCCCACUCCCCCACUUUGAGCUGCUCCUCAAAUUCAAAUCUUUCUUUCAGCUCAAUCUCUCAGAAAGAAAAAGAAAAGAAAAAGUAGAACUUGUGGAUUUCCCACUUCUCGAAUCACACGACCCACUUUGGGUUCUGUAGUCCUUUUUUAUAGGUAAAUUAUUUUUGGUAGAAGCUGGUCUUUGAUUUUGUUUCUGUUAGAUCAGUGAUAGAACAACGAUGAAACUCCCAUUUUUCCACCAAAUCCUACUUUCAUAUUUGAUUCUGGUUUUCAUUUCAUAGCCCCAGUUUCAGAGUCUCUAUUUCCUCUCCAAGAUCAAGAUCCGUUACCCCCACACACUCCAUUUACUCUCACUGCCACUCGAGCUACUCCUCAAUGUUAAAUCUAGCUCAAUCUCUGUAACAAUCUUGACAAUCCCACUUCUGAGCCAAACCCCACCUUCAUAUUACACUUUCUUUUGCUUUUCAUGACCCCUUCCCUUGAGAACUCCCUCCCCAGAUCCAUAUCUGCCCCGUUCUCUCUCUUGGGAUGCCCAAAACUAUUAGUAAGCGAAGAUGGAUCUGACCCACGUACCUUCAAGAUUCCGACAAGCCAUUUCUUGUGGCCAUCUCUAGCGAAACCCGUCAACCGUUCCGGCGAUUUGGUAAAGCCAAUGAAACGGUCAGUUCGCCCGCUAUUCAGCCUUUUUCUGCUCAUCGUCUUCGCCGCCACCGUGAGCUUUCGCACAUUAAUCCGCCGCAGUGUGGGCUCGGGCAGUAUUGAGGUUGACCCGAUCAAUGUGCUGGCGCAGACGCCGCCGCCAAUGCCGGUCUUCAACUCCACGUUGCUCCAAUACGCCGCAAUAGACAUCGGUGGAGCACGAGCAAAGAAAGAGAUAGCGCAGUUGUUGGAUGGAAACUUUGGUGGGCAGGGAAAGUACAGGACCUUCGCCACCUGGCGGAGGUUCAAUCGCCACGAGGUGAAAGAGAGGCCUUCGAUUGGAUUGCCGUUGGGGCUGCGGUCGCCGCAGUUUUAUCGGUAUUGGUUGGAUUUCAGGCGAUUAUUGGAUGAAUGGGCUCGAAAGAAGGCAUUUUUCCAGCCAGAAGUCAUGUCGGAGUUGAUAAGACUAGUGAAGCAUCCCAUCGAUAGGCACAACGGGUUGUUGGGUUCUGACCGCCGGUACUCGUCGUGUGCGGUCGUGGGGAACAGUGGGAUUUUGCUGAAUAGUGAUAAAGGGGAACUGAUCGAUAGCCACGAGAUUGUAAUAAGAUUGAACAAUGCCAGAACCAAUGGUUUUGAGCGCGAUGUGGGUUCGAAAACCAAUAUUUCGUUUGUAAAUAGCAACAUUUUGCAUUUUUGCGUGAGAAGACAAGGUUGUUUUUGCCAUCCAUAUGGGAUAAAUGUGCCGAUCGUAAUGUACAUUUGCCAACCGGUGCAUAUUUUGGACUACACCUUCUGCAAUUCGUCCCACAAAGCGCCUUUGUUCGUCACCGAUCCGCGAUUUGAUGUGUUGUGUGCUAGGAUUGUCAAGUAUUACUCGUUGAAAAGAUUUGCAGAGGUGACGGGAAAGCCAUUGGAAGAAUGGGGGACUGCACAUGAUGGUGCUAAUUUCCAUUACUCUUCUGGUAUGCAGGCUGUGAUGCUGGCUUUGGGAGUUUGUGAUGAAGUCAGUAUUUUUGGGUUUGGGAAAUCGGCUUCGGCUAAGCAUCACUAUCAUACUAAUCAGAAGGUAGAGCUUGCAUUACAUGACUAUGAGGCAGAGUAUGCCUUUUAUCGAGAUGUGGUUGAGAAGCCGUGGCAAGUACCCUUCAUUUCUGGCAAUUUCAAGAUUCCUCCUACGGUUGUACUUUAUGUUGUUUGGAUGAGAAGGUUGAAAGUUCUACAACAUUUCCAAAAUUAUGGGAUUUAAAUUGAUGACCAAUUGGGACCAACUUGGGAAAGCUUUAAAGUCGCUUCUCUCUCUCACUCUAUCUGAAAUUGUUUGUGAAUGGAAGUAGUUAGUGAAGGAUGUAAGGAAAAAAUGCUGAGAAACGAAAUUCUCGUUUUGAUAGACCACGUCGUUCAUCAAGGUCCCGUAAAUCAAAUCCCAAAUAUUUGGGAUGAUCUGGUACGUGAAGAAUGCAUGCGGCAUGCAUGAAACGAGGAAGGCGGAUGAGACUGGGUCGUGGCCAGUGGGAGUUUGCGCAUGAAGUGCAUGAAGGGGUCUUCAGUAGUUACGCAUUUAACGUUAUUUUCCUUUCCGUUAAUUUCAUUCUGUUUUUAUGCUCUGUUUCAUGCUCUGUUUGAUGAUUCUAUUUUUAUGCUAUGUUUCAUGCUCUGUUUGAUGAGCAUUGUAUUCGGUUCUUAGUCUGCACGUUUUCCUUUUAUUUCGGGUUGCAAUGUACAUGACUGCUAUUUAAGCAGACGUGAGUUCUUAAUGAGGGGCAUCCAAAAAGUUAAGUCAAA